UGAUGAUGUCACACGGCAGAGAGCAAAGGAGGGAGGCAUGAUCAAAGGAGAAAAGGGAGGGAUGAGGACACAACAGAGGAUAUCCAAGACAACAACGGGACAAAGAUGGCGACUGCUUCUGCAGUGGGACGUCCACUGGCGUCCACUCUUCCCAAUCAUCAGGAGGAACCGGGCAAACGUGGCAAGCUUAUUCCCCUCAUAUUUUCUAACAGGAUGACCGCCGGCAUUAGAUGCUGGAACCAAAACACCAAAAUCAGCCAUCACUGCCGCUGGGCUAGCAAGGCACAGGUGAUAUUGAAUGGGUCAGCAAUGAGGAGAAGUAUUGGAACCCAACCUGGACCGCCAGACCCACAGUUCCUUCACAUGGGAACACCAGCCUCUGACAGGGGGGAUGCAGAAGCUCCUGCUCCUGGAUGAAUGACAGCCCAGCGGAGGAGAAUGACAGUGAGGAUGCCCGGGUGGCGCUCCUUCAGUCCACUCAGCGUCUCCACCUGCGUGGAAACCGACUCCUUCAGGACUAAACAUCUGCUCAGAGGAACUGCUGGCCUGACAGGGUGAAUUCUUUUCCAGCAAAAUCGCAGCCAGAGGGGAAGGUCUGACCUCCUUCUUCUGCAAUCAGAGACAUGAGCGUUGUCAGAGAAUUACAUGGGAUUGGGUACAGAGGCGGUGGAGGCGUCGUGGCUUCUAUGAAUGGCCCAACGCACUUCACCGAAGAUGCCCCUCGGCCUCCUGUUCCUGGCGAGGAGGGGACUGAUCUGGACCCUCCGAUCCAGUCGGGCAACAGCCGUCCAAGCGCCCUUUCCCAAACCCAAGGAUAUCCCUCGUCUAAAAUGGGAGACCCGUCGAUUUACACGCCCUCCUCCUCGUCUGCGACCCCACGUCGCCCUGACCUGGACCUGGGCUACGAACCUGAGGGCUCGGCGUCUCCAACUCCCCCCUACCUGAAGUGGGCCGAGUCUCUACACUCUCUCCUGGAUGAUCAGGAAGGCACCCAGCUGUUCAGAAGCUUCCUAUGCCAGGAAGGGUGUGAAGACCUUGUAGACUUUUGGUUUGCAUGCUCAGGAUUCAGGCAAACCAGCCAGGAGAAAAGGGCAAAGUUGGCCAAGGUGAUCUACAGGAAAUACAUUGUGGAUGGAAGCGGUAUUGUCUCCAGGACGAUCAAAGCAGCUACCAAGAGCUUCAUCAGAGACUGCGUGGGAAAGCCUCACCUAGACCCUGCCAUGUUCGAACAGGCUAAGACAGAGAUCCAAGCCAUGAUGGAGGAGAACACCUACCCUUUGUUCCUUAAAUCUGAUCUGUACCUGGAGUACACACGGACAGGAGGAGAGAGCCCCAAGCCUAAUCCCAGUGAUCAGAGUCCCUCAUCAGGCCCAGCCAAGCCCCUGCCUGGCUACCUGCCAACUCUGGAUGAGGGUGUGGUGUGGAGGGGUGGCAGUGGAGAUCGAGAGGAUGAUGAAGAGAAAGAUGAAGAUUGUGGCGAUACUCCUGUCAAUAGACUGACCCAAAGUCUGCUGAUGCAGACGGCGCCACAGAGAGCAUCGUCCAGCAGGAGGAGGCAGGACAGCAGGGAGUACAGACCGUGGAGAGAGCCGGUAAACCCUUAUUACGCAAACAUGGGCUACGCCCGGGCUCCAGCGACCAGCGCCAAUGACAGUGAGCAGCAGAGCAUGUCCAGCGAUGCAGACACGAUGUCCUUGACCGACAGCAGUGUAGAUGGUAUUCCUCCUUACAGAUAUCGGAAGCAGCAUCGGAAAGAGAUGCAAGAAAGUGCCAAAGCCAAUGGCCGUGUGCCCCUACCUCAUAUACCUCGUGCGUAUCAAAUACCAAAGGACAUCCACGUAAAGCCAGAGAUGUUUGCAGCGGAGCUCAUCAACAGGCUGGAGGCUGUUCUCAGAGAAAGAGAGGCCCAAGAAAGGCUUGAAGAACGGUUGAAGAGAGUACGACUGGAAGAAGAAGGGGAUGAUGCUGACGUCUCCGUGACAACCUCCAUGUCCUCUCACAGUAUACCACUCUCCCUCCCCUCAUCGUUUCCUCCUCUCUACGGUGCCCGUUAUUCAGAGACCACUGCCAACACAGGAACAGCCGCCACUUACGGCGGCCUGGUUGCCAUGGAGGACCCUCACGAAGAUGACCCAGAGUCUAUUUUAGAUGAGCACGUGCAGCGGGUGAUGAAGACGCCGGUCUGCCAGUCACCAGGGGCUACCAACAGCAGCUUAGGAGGAGGAGGACGACACACUCCCCCCAAGUCAUCCCGCUCACCAGACGGUGGAAUCGGGCCACCUCACUACCCCUCGCACAGAGGCGGGGGGCACAGUCUGCCAGCUGUGGGGGCUAAAGGCGUUUACCAUCAUAAGCAGGUAUACCACCACAGAGGAAGAGAUGGUCAGGAGGAGGUGGGAAGUCGGCCUCUGCCCAACUUCCUCUGGAACGGAGACCAAGCCAACCAAUACGCAGGUCGGAGGAACUACGCAGACGGAGCUGGAGCCAGCACUCUUGAGGGCAUUGGUUACAGUAGCAAAGGCAGCACAAUGUCCCGACGGGGUAAUAAGAAGACAGAAACAUCGAGCAAAGGUGACGAUAGUGGGCGUGGCCUGGAAACCCAGGCAUAUCCAGGUACUCAGGUGGAGGAUCUGGAGAGAAACCAGAAGAUUCUGCAGUGGAUGAUGGAUGGAGACAGGCAAAGGAAGAGUUCUCAUGGUGGCAGCACCAGCAGUUCCAGGAGAACAGGAACCAGCACCGACUCUCGUCCGACUUCUGUUGAGCGACCUGGAGCUGUGCACCCCUGGGUCUCCGCUCAACUGCGUAACAACUCCUCCUCAGUGUCGGCAGCGAUCCCCGGCUCAUCAUCCACUCAGGUUCAGCCGUCACAUCCUUUCAUCCAGGACCCGGCUAUGCCACCCAACCCUGCUCCCAACCCCCUCACGCAGCUGGAGGAGGCUAGAAGGAGGCUGGAGGAGGAAAGGAGAAGGGCUGCUCUACUACAGGCCAAGCAGAAGUACGAGUCUUCUUUUAUUUUGAAAUCAGUUUUGCUUGAGAUCCUUAUAUGUUUGUGUUUAACGAGGAUUUUCCCCUUUUCUGUUAGACACAAGUCUGGGAAGCGUCAGGUGUGCGAGAACAUGACCGUAGCGUACUACUUCUGUGGAGAGCCGAUCCCAUACCGGACAUCAGUGAAGGGCCGUGUGGUGACUCUGGGCCAGUUUAAAGAGCUGCUUACCAAAAAGGGCCACUACAGGUUCUACUUUAAGAAAGUAAGUGAUGAAUUCGACUGUGGGGUUGUGUUCGAGGAGGUCCGCGACGAUGAUGCGAUUCUGCCCAUCUUUGAGGAGAAGAUUGUUGGGAAGGUGGAGAAGGUCGAUUGAAAGUCGGGAACAGAAAACGGAAGAGAAGAGUUUGCAACAAGGAGAUACAAGGAAAACUUUCAGGUUGGAGAAAUGGAAUGACCUGCGAGGAGUCGAGAAAUAUCUGCAAGUAGAAGGACGGAGGAGCGGUGCGUCAGAUGGGAGAAAAAGGCUGCAUUGGAGAACGAUAGGUUUUUCGUGGAUAAAUAAAUACCUGCCUGGAAUCAAAA
This is a messenger RNA of Cyprinodon tularosa, 3568 nucleotides long. RefSeq names its product axin-1-like. Gene Ontology annotation, biological process: negative regulation of canonical Wnt signaling pathway. NCBI's taxonomy places the organism in Eukaryota, Metazoa, Chordata, Actinopteri, Cyprinodontiformes, Cyprinodontidae. The transcript has 14 exons. The record is from RefSeq and is a predicted model, not a curated record. The coding region runs from base 624 to 3359 and encodes 911 amino acids.